CUUGGUCUCCCCAUCAGGCUUCCUGCAGGUGAAGCCCGGUACCCGCUGCCUGCCCAGCCCCUCCGGCUCCCUCCUUCUCCCACCGAGCCUGGCUGGCCUGCUGCUCCCCUGCCCCACCAGCAGCCUUCUCACUGCUCUGUAAGAGCUUCUCCUUGGCUGCGUUGUUUCCAUGACCAACCAAGGAAAAAGACAACAAAGAUGGGGAAAGGACAACGAUUCUGGGAUCUCCACAAGUUUUGAAUGAUUUUCCUACACUUCUUUACUCAGCAAACAUUUCUAGAGCUGUAAGAGCCAGCAUCUGAGGAUAAAAAUGUCCCUGAAGGCGGUGCGACAGCCGCUGGAGGGCAGCGGAGGCGGCGCGGCCCGUCCUGUCCUCGCCAUGAGGCCGCAGCAAGCGCCAGUGUGCGGGAAGGUUUUCAUUCAGCGAGGCUACAGCAGUGGCACCUGCUGCCAGUUCCAGACCAAGUUCCCCGCGGAGCUGGAGAACUGGAUUGACAGGCAACAAUUUGAAGAAACAGUUCGAACUCUAAAUAACCUUUAUGCUGAAGCAGAGAAGCUCGGGGGCCAGUCCUAUCUUGAAGGCUGCCUGGCUUGUCUAACAGCGUACACCAACUUCUUUUGCAUGGAAACUCACUACGAGAAGGUUCUGAAGAAAGUCUCCAAAUACAUUCAAGAGCAGAAUGAGAAGAUCUAUGCUCCCCAAGGCCUCCUCCUGACAGAUCCCAUCGAGAGAGGACUUCGAGUUAUUGAAAUUACUAUUUAUGAAGACAGAGGCAUGAGCAGUUGGAAGAUAAACCAUAGAAUUAAAGGCCCACCUCCAGCUGGGACCCUCAUCUGUGCACCGGCCGACCGCGGAGUGUCCCCCACCUCCUCUCCAGAGCAUCAUUCCUUCGUAUCUGCUGCCAGAGCCAUGGUGCCAUUCACUCCAAGGACUGACUUUCUAGAAUUCCACACCUGGAGUGACCUCUAGUCGCUCAGCAUCCACUUUGUGUCUCCAAAUUGUGGAGGACUCUGUAAUCUUUUGAUUAGUUUUUGAGAAAACGCAAUGAAGCAUUUCACUUUUUAAAAUUCAAAGCCAUUAAUAAAAUGUGCAGUUGAUCAGCCCAACACAGUUUAUUUCUUACCUGCCACCAGUGCCAGUGGUUCUCAUCAUUCCUUGGGCUUCAGCAAGUCAUAAACUAGCCAGUGCUCAGUCUUACUCCCCCAAAUUCAUAAAACGCUUUUCUCCAGGAUUUUGUUGAAGGGUGGGCUGUGUCUGGUUUUGC
Messenger RNA from Physeter macrocephalus (sperm whale), 1265 nucleotides. RefSeq names its product golgin subfamily A member 7-like. Gene Ontology annotation, biological process: protein targeting to membrane; Golgi to plasma membrane protein transport; peptidyl-L-cysteine S-palmitoylation. NCBI's taxonomy places the organism in Eukaryota, Metazoa, Chordata, Mammalia, Artiodactyla, Physeteridae. Bases 311 to 970 code for a protein of 219 amino acids. Gene Ontology annotation, cellular component: palmitoyltransferase complex; Golgi stack. The record is from RefSeq and is a predicted model, not a curated record. The transcript has a single exon.